Molecule: messenger RNA, 1090 nt
Organism: Aspergillus steynii IBT 23096
Lineage: Eukaryota; Fungi; Ascomycota; Eurotiomycetes; Eurotiales; Aspergillaceae
Product: putative replication factor-a protein
Exons: 3
Coding region: 80-931 (283 amino acids)
Biological process (GO): double-strand break repair via homologous recombination; DNA replication; nucleotide-excision repair
Cellular component (GO): site of double-strand break; DNA replication factor A complex; chromosome, telomeric region
Molecular function (GO): DNA binding
Source: RefSeq, a predicted model, not a curated record
GGAUCUUCUUCUUUUCACGGUUCUGGUUCACUGUACCGCAUUUGCUCGCACACCCAGCAAAUCCUUAUAAUCAUUCACAAUGGAUAACUACAACAGCUACGGCGGCUCGCAAUACGGCUCCGGCGGAGGCGGCGGCGGCUUCAUGCCUGGCGAAAUGAACAGCCCAGCUGGUGGAAAGGGCGACUUCAACAACACCACCCUACGCCCCGUAACCGUCAAACAAGCGCUCGACGCCUCGCAACCAUACCCCGAAGCGAACUACCAGAUCGACGGCGCCGACGUCUCCAGCCUGUGCUUCAUCGGGCAGGUCCGCAACAUCAGCUCGCAGAGCACCAACGUCACGUACAAGAUCGACGACGGCACCGGCGAGAUCGAAGCGAAGCAGUGGAUCGACUCCACGACAGCCGACAGCAUGGACACCGACGACGGCGCCAAGGGCCCCGGCAAGCCCGGCAAGGACCAGGUCGAGCUGAACGGCUACGCCAAGAUCUUCGGCAAGCUCAAGGCCUUCGGGAAUAAGCGGUUCGUCGGCGCCCAUUCCGUCCGCCCCGUUACGGAUAUCAACGAGUUGCAUCUCCAUCUCCUUGAGGCGGCCGCUGUGCAUCUGUUCUUCACGAGAGGACCCCCCGGUGGUGCUGCUGGUGGUGCGGGUGCGGGUGCGGGUGCUGGCGCGGGCGCUGGUGCCGGAGAUGCCUCGAUGGGUGGAAUGGAUGAUGGUCGGGCUUUGCCGGCGAUGACCCCUGCGGCGCGCAGGGUGUACAACCUGUUGAAGACGGAGCCGCAGAAUAACGAGGGUUUGCAUGUCCAGAUGAUCGCGGCCAAGUUGGGACUUCCCAUGCCGGAUGUGGCGCGCGCCGGGGAUGAGCUGUUGACGGCGGGAUUGAUCUUUCCGACGGUGGAUGAGCAGACUUGGGCGCUCUUGGAGUUCUAGGUUGGCUCUUUUUCUAUCUCGGUGUGACUUUGGUUGAUUGCACUCUUUCAUUUGGUUGCGAGUGUUUUUAAUCUGCAUGUGGUUGGGGACAAAAGAUAUCACGGUUGCUUUUAUGUAUUUGUUAGCACUUUUUACGUCUAUGAUAUGGGACUUGUAAAG